Molecule: messenger RNA, 579 nt
Organism: Penaeus monodon (black tiger shrimp)
Lineage: Eukaryota; Metazoa; Arthropoda; Malacostraca; Decapoda; Penaeidae
Product: cold and drought-regulated protein CORA-like
Exons: 5
Coding region: 1-579 (192 amino acids)
Source: RefSeq, a predicted model, not a curated record
AUGGCGGUCACGGAGGAUAUGGACACGGAGGUCACGGUUAUCAUUAGCAGCAGAGAACCACACCUUCGUGAUGACACGGUGGAUAUGGAAAAGGUUAUGGACAUGGAGGUUGCGGGCACGGAGGAUAUGACAAAGGGCAACGCGGAAGUUGUGGAUAUGGGAGAUAUGGCAAUAGCCAUAUUGGAAGUUAUGGAAAAGGGGUAUAUGGCAAAGGUCACGCGCGUAGCCCUCGUAGCAGUACUUGUGCUGGUGAUGGUGGCCAUAGUAAUGGCAGAUCCCGAUCCCGGGUAUGGGAAUGGGCAUGGCGGCUAUGGACACGGAGGGUACGGCAAGGGGCACGGCCACGGAGGGUACGGCAAGGGCCAUGGUCAUGGUGGAUACGGUAAAGGCCAUGGACAUGGAGGGUAUGGAAAGGGCCAUGGAGGAUACGGUAAAGGACAUGGCCAUGGCGGAUACGGUAAAGGACAUGGCGGAGGCUACGGGCACGGAGGAUAUGGCAAAGGUCACGGUGGAGGUUAUGGGCAUGGGGGCCAUGGCGGUCACGGAGGCUACGGACACGGAGGUCAUGGUUACCAUUAA